AUGCAAGCGAGGAGAAGGAGCCCAGAAGGUCUUUGUCUGCAGCAUGCGGAGGACCGAGAACCGGGUAGUCGGACGGCUGAAGAGAGAAACGAGCACGCGCCGUUGCAUUUCCGUAUGGACCUACAUAUCAUUAUCUCACGACGGAAAUUUUGCUCGGGCCUAUUGUCUGCUUUGAAGUUAUUAUCAUUGAAUUAUUUUACACGGAAUUACGGUUGUACCAAAGCGGGAAAGGACGUCGCCAAAGUUUCGUCAACCUGUCGCCCGGACCUCCUCAGCACUCGGGUCCGCGUUUCGGUUGUCUCCAAGAGCAAAAAUCGCGGGAUCCGGGUGCAUCCUGCCACUUCCACAAGGUCAGCUCUUGCAUCGGUGGUGGGGAGUCGGGUCUUAAGCUGCGGCCUGUGCAACGCAGGGGGUGACAAGGGUCCAGACAACACGAGGUCCGACCAGACCCCAACCAUGUUGAAGUGGACUGUAAUGGCGCGUCGCGACGCCGCCACCCCGCGCCGCUCGACGGCCGACCCCGCAACCACUCCCAAGCCCGCCAAACCCAAGCGCCGCCACUCCAGCGGCCACCGGCGCUCCGGCGGCCGUCGCCCCAGCCGCCUCAGCCUCGACCUGGCCAUCGACAAGGAGAACCAGUUCACCUCCACCCCCAUCAAGUCCUUCGAGCACCAGUUCGACGCUUUACGCGAUGUGAGCAACCUCACCCCCCAGGACUCCGCCAACCGGCGCGUCCUCUCGGCCAAGAAGUGCCGCCGCAGCGCCUCCCCCUCCUCCCACAGGAAGCACAAGAAGAAGAAGCUGUGCCUGGACCCGGCGCACAAGGACCUGGGGGAGGAGCGCAACUUCUUUACGCCGUUCGAGAGCGUGGACUCCCAUAUCGGGGGGGUGCUGGUGGAGGGCGCCCAUGGUGCCGUCAAACGAAGGGUGGAGGAGAUGUACGGAGCGACGUUACCCACGUUCGCCAUGGAGUACUCCCCGUGCGAGUGGAAGGGGUUGAGUCCCGUGGGGUACUUAGGGUUGGACCAGGAGGGGUUGUGCCCGCGCAAGAAAGCAAAAAUAGAGCACGUAGGGGAGUUCCUCCACAAGAUUAACACUGUGGAGGACGAAAAGCUGGAGGUCAAAGUGUCCCCUCUAGUCAAAAAGUUGGUGGAUUUGAGGUUCAGUCAGUUGGGUUAUGACUCCAAAGGUAACAAUUCUUCACUCAUCAAUGACCUAUCUCUAGACCAAAUCGUGGACGCCAUCCUCAACUCCUCCAUCGAGAGCACGAAAGAAUCCAAGUCGCAAACCCAAGAAGACAAUCUGACUACUCAGAACGAACGCCACACUUCAUUCGACUCGGGGUUCAAAUCCACCACUGACUACUCCCACCACCUCGAAGGCAACUUCCAGUGUAAAUGUAAAAAAACCUCCACCCCCAAUCUCGUCCUCCCUGACAAGACCAUCAUCAACAUCGACGAGACCUUCAACGAGCGUUGUGUCGACGACGCCAUAAAACCACGAAAAAGAGCGUCUUCUGCCUCCCGAGAUCCCGAUAAUAACCCCAAAAGAGUCAAUUUGGAGGACGAUAUAAACUUCACCCUGAAGCGGCAGCGCUGUAUUCGGCGUAGGAGGACCGACGAUGAAAGGAAAACGAGUUCUUCUAGGGGCAAGAUUACGCGGAAAACGGAUUUGUUUGACGAUUCGUUUGAUUCGUCCAAUAUUGUGGAGGAUAAUGGGAGUACGCCGCUGAAAGUGGCGUCGUUGAAUGAGACUUUUACGUUGACGCCUGUGGAGAAUAACCGGAGGUUUCGGAGGUGUUUGUUGUUCGAGUCGCCCACGUCGUUGUCGGAGAGCGCGUCGACGGCCAAUGGGAGUCUGCGGGAGGUGCGGGGGUGCAUGGAUUUGAAUAUACGCUGCGAAAACGAUGACCUGUAUGUUAAUGUAAUUCGUUGCAAGGACCUCUUCAGGCCGGCCGGCAAACAAAUCAACGCCUACGUGAAGGUCGCCCUGAGUGAUAGACUUGGAGAUAACCGCAGGAAACGCAACGGCACGCUACAGCGGACCGCCGUCCAGGCCGACUCCACCAAGCCCUUCUUCAACCACGUCUUCAAGUUCCCGCUCCAGCAGGAGGGCUGUCAGAGGAGGUUGCACAUCGAGGUCUGGCAUCGGGAGCGCAGCUCGAGGACCAGUGAGUUCUUGGGUUGUAUGUCGUUCGAUGUCAAACAUGCAUUUGAGAAGGAAAUCAGCGGUUCGUAUCGUUUGCUGGCGCAGUCGACGGGACGCUGCCAGAACGUCCCGAUAACCUUCGAAAGCCAACUCGAGGCGUGCGAACUGGAGCCGGAAGGCGCAGAAGAGCCCAAAAUGUGCGAAAGCCAGUCGAGCGUGGAGGAGAUCAUGAGCCUGGACGGGCUCGACAACGACCUCAAAAAGGCAACGAGCAAAGCGAUCCUCAGCGAACAGCAGAAGUACGCAGACGAGAACCUGUUCCUCCGCUACCUGGAACUCGACCCCAUGGAAGGGCCCGAGGCCAUCCCGGCCGCCAUGCAGCGGAAGGCCACGGGCAACAAGAACGGCCGGACGCCCUUCACGCACACCAAGAAGCUGGCGAAGCCCCCGAAGUCCGGCUUCGGCUUCUCCGUGGUGUGGACGCACCCCCCCAGGAUAGAGCGCGUCGAGAAGGGGCUCCCGGCGGACCGCGCCGGCAUCCUCCCGGGGGACUACAUCAUCUUCGUCGACAAGCACAACGUCGUCAUGAUGCCGGAGAUCGACAUCUUGAAUUUAAUUAGGUCGUAUGGAAGUCAAUUAACCUUAGAAAUAUUUAGAAGAAACACAUCAAAAAAUGGUUCUGUGCCAAGUGUGAGGCGUUUGAAUAGUACAGGGACUUGCAGCACGACUGGGCUUCCCGUGACCAGUAAUUUGGUGCAAAGACGUCCUUCCACGGUCUGCUCCACUAAUACCGCUUCCGUUGAUUACAACCGGCGAAAACUACAUUUACCUCAAGUUACUUUUAGUGCAGAGAAACCCAGCAACAAUCAGGAAGAGAACCGAAGGAAAGCCAUGUAUCAACUAAUUAGUAAAGAACAACAGUACGCAACAGGGUUACAAUUCGCUAUAACGAGGUUCGUGUCGGCGCUGGCCGAACGAAAAGACUUAAUAACACCUGCUGAACAUAAAAUACUCUUUCAAAAUUCGGAAGAGAUUCUUAGGAUAACUGAAGAUAUAUUAGAUAUAUUAAUUCACGAAGACGGAGAUCCGCACUUUCACACUUUCAUUCGGACGUAUCAGGUGAAGGUGAACGAAAUCACGACGGCGUAUCGACGAUAUUGCUCAGGAAUUAAAAAAGCCGAUUGCGUGUUGGCGAAUAAAACGAAAAACUCCACGUCGGAUUUUGUUAGAUUCCUACAGACUCCUUCGAUUCCCAGAAGACGGCCCGAUAUCACCACGUUUAUUCACAAACCGUUGGAGCACUACAGGGAGGUGCUGAAAGCGUUCACUGUAAUACAGAGUAACACUAAACCCAAUCAUGCAGACUAUACUGUGAUAAAUCAAGUUGUGCACAGUCUGCAGCUUACCUACAAAGAAAUAACAGUAGAAGCAGGUCUCAUGGAACCAAUGGGCGAAGGCAGACCGCUUUUAAGUGUACAAGAUUUAGAAAAUCGAUUAGUUUUUACCAAGUGCAAACCUUUCGUGUUAAACAAACCUGGUCGCCAAUGGAUAUUCGGCGGUGAUUUAGGAAGAGUGGAAGGACGCAAUGUACGACAAUACUGGACGCUUCUAUUUAGCGACUUACUAUUAUUUGCCAAAGUGUCUCGAGAUCGCGUUUUAUUUAUUAUAGAAGAACCGUUACCUCUAGCUCACAUAACCGACAUGUUCUUCAACGUUAGGAAAAAAGAUACCGAAUUUAGGAUAACGGUAACACCUGGUGGAAGACACGCGAGCAGCCCCACGGUGCACUGUGGCCCCGACCUAACGCGAACGCCCAAGAAGAACGCUGGUAAACGAACGGUAGUGUUAAGGGCGCCGACGACAGAAAUGAAAGCUGUUUGGCAAAACCUUCUACAGAGACAGAUCUUCCACGUAAACGCGGGCAUGGACGGCAGCUCAUUUAGCAGCCCGUUAGAAUCUCCCGACGCUCCAAUAACCUCCUCCGUGGCCACCUUGCAGUCUGCAGAAUCGCUCUCCUUCCGUCGGCAGACUCCACAAAACAUAAACGAAAAUACAGAAAUGCAAAAGCAAAUAGACGCCCUUAUAGAGCAUAAGUGUAAACAGUUGAGCAAAAAUAAUAGCGGGAAAGGUAAUGCUAUUCAUUUAGAAAAGUGGAUGAAGGGGCAGCUCGACGCCGACAUUGCUGACGAAGCAGAACUCGAACCCCUCUCCGAAGAAUGGACCGAGGAAAUGUUGCGCAAACGGUCGCAAGAACUACAACUGAUUGACUCGCAAGGAAACAUUACUUUCCGCAACGAAACGCGACGAAACGAGAGCAGAUGCGACGAUCUUAACCUAUCUGACCACGACCAAAGUCCGUCCAAAAGUACAACCACAGAGAGUCAAGUCACCGUGCGCUCAAGCCCCCUAGUGCCAGAAACUGUGCCAGUGUGCCGACAGUGCCAUAAAAAUUGCCUUCCAGCCGUAAACAACAGCGCCAAAAAUGCAAACCAACCGAACAACCACAAUAACACGGAAAAUAGGUGUCAGAGGGACGAAAAUGAUAAUAAGGAGGAAGACGAUUGGAGGCCGUUGCUUCUGAUGGGGCUAAGCGCGAUUAAUCCAGCCGCUAGUCUGGUCAAACUGGACCCUUUUUCCGCACCUAUACCGCAGAUCAACGUGGCGCCUCCUACUCCAGAGAGUUCCACCAAGACUACGAGCACCGCGGAGCAGAAGAUCAGGGACGCGGCCUGCAACUGCCGCAGUAAACCCGAACUCAACAACCUGGACUUAUCAAACGAAGUCGACAUCUCCCCCGACGACUCCCCCCAAACUGAAGAACAUCCAUAUCACUCCCUAAGUAGCUCUAACCUAACUCUUCGAAGAUUCGGCACCGUCUCCAGCCUAGAACGCCUAGGAACCGACGAACACGAAGACAACUGGGACGACCGAUGCUCGUCCGAAGACGAAAACCAGGAAGAAAAAGGAAUAGACAACGAAGCGUUCUACCACUCUUCGAUCAGAAGCUGGACAGCGAAAGCGGGGUCCUUCGUGGCAGAGAAAAUGUCUUUUUUCGAACGUUUAGGGGAAGACUACAGAAACACGGGAAAAUUUUUUGAAAGGUAUUUGAAGACUGCGGAAGCCACUGUUAACGGAGAAGAUUUGCAGGAGGACGAAACGUCGGGGGCGACUUCGGGUGAGGAGAUUUGGGGAACGCCUACUAGUGGUGGGGAGAUGGAGGACCCUUUGAGUUCGCCUAACUACGAAGGGAAACAAUCGCCUUAUGAUGGUUCUAUAUCGUCUGACAAUGGUGACGACACCGAGUUGAUGAUGGACGAGCUUCUGAUGACCCCACCUAUCAGCGGAGCCAUAAUGCGGGGUCUCCUUCCCCGGCGGACCCUCGAGCCCCUCAUCGAGGAGGACUGCUCCGAGAGCUGCUCCCCCAGCUCGUCGGGGACCCCCACCGAGCCUUCCGUGUCCCCAGAACAGGGCAACGGAACUGGAGAUGUUGCUGACACAUGUUCGACUGCUGUAGAAAACAAGAUCGGGACGCCAAAUCCAGGAAGGACGGGAAUGGGAUCAGCUGUGACGUCGGGGACGACUGUUGUUCCGAAGAUGCAUCGGUCCGAAAGCUACCGGCGGAUCAUCGAAGCCGCGGAGGACGACGAAGAGGACAGUCUGGGCUUUUUCAACCGGUUCAAGCCAACAGUGAAAUUCAUAAAUAUUGAGCGAGUACCUAGGGCAAAGAGCGUUAAAAUUUUUGAGUUUUUCAACAUGCGGAGGGGUAGAAUCCACCAGACCAUCCCAGAAGAGAAGCCUCUGUCUCCCAGACGACUAAAAGAUAAGCAGAUGGACCGACGGUUUUGGAAACAGUUGAGCAGACGUCGCGGCAACAAAAUGGCGAAUUUGCCGGCCUAAAUUUUUCUCAAAAGUUCUCACUGAUCACAGUUUCGUCAUUUCAAGCUCAACUCACGUGAUAUUGGUGCUUUGGAUAUAAUGUGCAAACGUUUCUCGAUUAUCAAAAGUUUUGCUAUUAACUAAUUUUGGCUUAAUCAUUGGCACUAACAAUAGUUGUUAUUGUGUAAAUAGCUUGAAACGUUAUUCAAUUUUUAUAAACUAUUUACUAUAGUUAAACUAAAGAGCAUCGUUUCUAUUGAAAGUAUUUUAGUCGUAGGAAUCGAUUUAAAGCAGGGGGUGUAAAGUAGCUAAAAGAAA
Molecule: messenger RNA, 6342 nt
Organism: Zophobas morio
Lineage: Eukaryota; Metazoa; Arthropoda; Insecta; Coleoptera; Tenebrionidae
Gene: Psgef
Product: Protostome-specific GEF
Exons: 23
Coding region: 1-6045 (2014 amino acids)
Cellular component (GO): plasma membrane; nucleus
Molecular function (GO): protein binding; guanyl-nucleotide exchange factor activity
Source: RefSeq, a predicted model, not a curated record